AUGGUGGAAGACAUGAAAGGUAAAAUUAGAGUGUUUUGCCGGAUUCGCCCGGUGAACCGAGCCGAAGCUGCGCAGGGCGGGGCAGUUGUUGUGGAAAAAAUAGACGAAUACUCAGUCACUCUAGAAACCCCUCGUGGGCCAAGGGAGUUUCAGUUUGACAAGGUGUUCAGUGCUGAAGCCUCUCAGGAAGACUUGUUUCACGACACCAGCAGGCUGAUCCAGUUGGCUAUCGACGGUUACAAUGUCUGUAUCUUUGCGUAUGGUCAGACGGGCUCUGGGAAAACCUUCACUAUGGUUGGGGACAAGGAACAGAAGAACCCCGGGAUCAUCCCAAGAUCUUUCAAUGCCAUAUUUGAUAUCAUGCAGGAGAACAGCUGUAAAUUCAACUUCAAGGUUUCAGCCUAUAUGCUGGAACUGUACAAUGACAGGCUGCAGGACCUCUUUGCCAGCCAGGCCGGUGAGGCCCAUGCACACACUCAGUCCCGUGGCCAGGCAAGGCGAGUGGAGAUCAAGAGGAACAGAAAGGGGAUUGUGUUCGCCCAAGGAGCAGAAACAAAAGAGGCUUCCAGUGCCCAGGAGCUCUACGCUCUGUUCCAGCAGGCCUGCGCAAACCGACACAUCUCUGCCACCAAGAUGAAUGUGGAGAGUUCCCGCUCCCAUCUGAUUGUCGGCAUCAUGGUGGAGAGCAGGAAUCUGACAAAUGGGAGUGUGAGCGCUGGGAAGCUGAGCCUUGUAGACCUGGCAGGUAGUGAGCGAGCAGCCAAGACUGGUGCCAAGGACCACCAGCUGAAGGAGGCAAACUCCAUCAACAAGUCUCUGAGUGCACUGGGUGACGUGAUCUCAGCUUUAUCUGCUGAACUGCCUCAUGUGCCAUACAGGAAUAGCAAGUUGACACAGGUGAUGCAGGACUCCUUGGGUGGAAAUGCUAAAACCCUCAUGAUCGUCAACAUCUCUCCUUCAGAAUGCAAUCUUGAUGAGACGCUCACAUCUCUCAUCUACGCAACAAGAGUGAAGGCCAUAACCAACAACGCUCAGAGAAAUGUGGAAAGCAAAGAGAUUGCCCAGCUAAAAGAGGUGAUCAUGAAACUGAGAUCCGGGCAGGCCGUUGAAGAGGAAGAUGUUUGA
Messenger RNA from Archocentrus centrarchus (flier cichlid), 1125 nucleotides. RefSeq names its product kinesin family-like (gene kifl). Bases 1 to 1125 code for a protein of 374 amino acids. The record is from RefSeq and is a predicted model, not a curated record. Lineage: Eukaryota; Metazoa; Chordata; Actinopteri; Cichliformes; Cichlidae. The transcript has 9 exons. Gene Ontology annotation, molecular function: microtubule motor activity; ATP binding; microtubule binding. Gene Ontology annotation, biological process: microtubule-based movement.